AUGCCACGUAGGCCAUAUUCAAAGGCCGACUCCUUAACGAUCGAAGGACGAGGUCGACCUCCCGAAGCACAGAACCCAAAAGAACCUCGAAGGUCAGAAGCUGAAGACAAUCAAGUGGAGGUGAAAGUCCGACCUGAAGAGUACCGAAUUUCAUUCACUCAUCCGCCCAAUCUGAACUCGAUCACUGCCGCUGUCGGCCCACCGCCGCCAGUUUCCGCCGUGAGCUGCGUCUGCGACUCCUCCUUGUCGCCGGUAGUCGAUUCGUCGGUCGAGGGCGCUGAGCUUGGAGGUUUCAGCCGGGCACACAGUUCACCGUCAAGGGCGAAAGUCUUUUACCAAAUUUUCGUCCCUCCAAAAAAUCUCAGUUCCAUCUCAAAUCAAGGUUGUGGUGACAGUAAUGAACUUUCGCUAACUUUAUCAUUCAGUGAUACAAAGCUGCCAGGCUUACAUGACUUAGUGAAGAAUAUUGAUUAUAUAGACUUUGUAUCAUCCACUCUAACGAGCAUGAAGAUUGCAAGCUGUGCUGGCCUCGCCAAACCCACUUUCCUGCUCGCUCAUUACGAGUUACCCUCUUUCUCUCUCCACCGACCGCAAUUCAUCUCCAUCACCUCUCUAUACACUCCCCGCAAACUCAAGAACCGAUGUGAAAUGGUGAUGAGGAUCCAUUCCUCCAUUGCCGGGAGAAACCGUUCGCCCCGCCCCAAGCAAGACAGGUUCAAACGGGAACAAGAAAAAGUCAACCCCGCCUCCUUGUACACCCACCCCACCUUACUAGAGAUGAAAAACGAGAGAAUCGCAAACCGGGCCCGUGUCUACGAAUUCCUAAAGGGCAUCGGCAUAAUCCCCGACGAGCUCGACGGGCUGGAGCUUCCAGUCACCGCUGAUGUCAUGAAAGAACGCGUACAUUUCCUCCACAAGCUCGGCCUCACGAUCGAGGACAUCAACAAUUACCCUCUCGUCCUCGGCUGCAGCGUGAAAAAGAACAUGGUCCCCGUGCUCGACUACCUCGGAAAAUUGGGCGUUCGAAAAUCGACUUUCACCGAGUUCUUGCGCAGGUACCCUCAGGUCCUGCAUGCGAGUGUGGUCGUCGAUUUGGAACCGGUCGUGAAGUAUCUGCUGGGCAUGGACGUUAAGCCUGAGAAUAUUCCUCGGGUUUUGGAGAAGUAUCCGGAAGUUUUGGGGUUUAAGCUCGAGGGCACAAUGAGUACCUCGGUGGCUUAUUUGGUCGGGAUAGGGGUGGCCAGGCGUGAGAUUGGAGGGAUUCUGACUAGGUACCCUGAAAUACUGGGCAUGAGGGUUGCUCGUGUUCUAAAACCUUUUGUCGAGUAUUUGGGCAGUUUGGGAAUACCAGAAUUGGCUGUGGCUAGGCUGAUUGAGAAGCGGCCCCACAUUUUGGGUUUUGGGCUUGACGAGAGGGUCAGACCGAAUGUGAGUCUUCUUUUGGAGUAUCACGUCAGGCGAAGUUCGAUUUCUGGCGUGAUUGCUCAGUAUCCCGAGAUUAUGGGGAUUGACCUGGCAAAGAAGCUUCAGAGUCAACGGGGCUUUUUCACCUCUGUUAUAGAGCUGAGCCCGGAAGAUUUCGGGAGGGUUAUUGAGAAAAUGCCACAGGUUGUUAGCCUGAGUGACCGAGCAGUAGUGAGGCAUGUGGAUUUUCUGAAGGGGUGCAAAUUUUCAUCUGAUCAGGUGAGGAAGAUGGUCUUGGGGUGCCCGCAGGUGCUGGCAUUGAAUCUGGACAUUAUGAGGCUCAGUUUCGAAUACUUUGCAUCUGAAAUGGGUCGGCCGUUGGAUGAUCUGGUGAGUUUUCCGGCUUACUUUACUUACGGACUUGAGUCUACGGUUAAGCCGAGGAACAAGAUUAUUGCGCGCAAGGGGGUGAAGUGUUCCCUGUCGUGGCUUCUCAACUGCUCGGACGAGAAGUUUGAGGAGCGUAUGGAUUAUGAUUCGAUCGACGUGGAGGAGAUGGAGGUUGAUUCUUCCUCGUUCGACAUGAGUAGUUUGAUGAAGCCCAAUGAUGAAGAGUCGGAUACUGAAUAUGAGGAUGAUAGUGAGGACGAUCAAUAUUCUUAACAUUUUUUUUUUUUUUUGGUCUGGAUGACGGCGGUGAAAUAUGUUCCGCAACCAACCAGAGAAUGACCUUUCUCCUUCUGUGAAGGUGUGUGUAUUCCGUAUGGUUUUUUAUUUAAGAGUGUAGAUAAUACUCCAAUACUUUUAAUCAAGCACUUGGGAGGAAAUUGAUAACCUUUGUUUCGAAGCAAAAUGGUAACUAGGAUUUUCAACUUUCAAA
This is a messenger RNA of Striga asiatica, 2284 nucleotides long. The record is from the annotation of a GenBank genome assembly. NCBI's taxonomy places the organism in Eukaryota, Viridiplantae, Streptophyta, Magnoliopsida, Lamiales, Orobanchaceae.